Molecule: messenger RNA, 2788 nt
Organism: Etheostoma spectabile (orangethroat darter)
Lineage: Eukaryota; Metazoa; Chordata; Actinopteri; Perciformes; Percidae
Gene: wnt10b
Product: wingless-type MMTV integration site family, member 10b
Exons: 7
Coding region: 506-1855 (449 amino acids)
Biological process (GO): multicellular organism development; canonical Wnt signaling pathway; neuron differentiation
Cellular component (GO): extracellular region
Molecular function (GO): cytokine activity; frizzled binding
Source: RefSeq, a predicted model, not a curated record
GAAGAUGUUGGAUUUACCAGCUGGGCUAACUGAGGUGUGUUUGUGUGAGGCACCAUUUCCUCGAAACAAACUCAUAAACAGAUAGAAUAGGUCAGGUGGAAUUUCCCCCAGGGGAUGCGUAAUGUCCUGUCCUUAUCAUUUAUUUUCCGAGGGAGAAUGCCAGGUUCUGUACAACCUUGAAGGUGAAGAAGGAAGGGUCUUCAGUCAACUGUAAACAAAGAAGGAGAUCCUUAAAGAAAACUCCAGACCCCUGCAAUACAAAAGCAGGGUCCAGAAGGAACGUUUUAGGGUGCAAAAUGUACUGAAAAGCUGCUGGCACAGUUUGUAGGACAGUUCUUGCUCUGGAAGUGAUUAGCCCUCAAAGCUUGGGCCGUGGCUGCCAGAUGCAGGGAAUAAUGGAUAAAACUGCAGAAGGCAAGAUGGAGAGGUGUGUGUUGCCAGCCACACAGACAUGCAAGUUGUGGCAGGCCAGUAGAUGAUGAAGUGAUGGAGAUGUUAGGAGGCCAUGGCUAUUGUGAUGCUGGGUGGCUGUUACUCUGGAACUGCCAUCUGCCGAAAAGGUCAGUUGCUAGGGGACGAUUCUCCUGGACCGUGUCUGCCUCCCAGCUGCCAUCCACACACCCACACACACUGGCUUGGGGUGCUGUGUAAUGAUAUCCUCAGCCUGAAGGUGGCAGGAGAUCCAGUGCUAACCCCUAACUCAGUGUGCCUGAGGUUGGCAGGCCUCAGUAAACGUCAGAUGCGGAUGUGUGUGCGGAGUCCUGAUGUGACAGCCUCUGCUCUGCAGGGCAUCCAGGUGGCCAUUCAUGAAUGCCAGCACCAGCUCCGGGACCAGCGCUGGAACUGCUCCUCACUGGAGGGCCUUGGCAAGCUUCCCCACCACAACACCAUCCUCAAAAGGGGUUUUCGUGAGAGUGCCCUCUCUCUGGCCUUCUUGGCAGCGGGUGUGGCUCACUCUGUGGCCUCGGCCUGCAGCAUGGGCAAGCUGCGGGGGUGUGGCUGCGAGGCCAAGCGUCGCCAGGACGAUGACAAGAUCCGGCUGAAACUCACACAGCUGCAGCUGCAGACCCUGCAGAAGGGUGGAGUAGGCCUCAGCAUGACACGGUCAUUACCCUCAGAGCUAAACGGUCACCAUGGCGACCUGCCCGCUAGCCUGCACUCUACCCACCCCUCCGCCCCGCUCAAGCCUUUACCAGAUGAGCUUAGCUCCAUGCAAGAGACAUGGGAGUGGGGGGGCUGCAGUCAUGACGUCCGUUUUGGGGACCGUUUUUCCAGGGACUGGCUUGACUCCCGCGGGUCUCCAAGAGACAUCCACGCUCGCAUGAGGAUACACAACAACCGGGUGGGACGACAGAUAGUGACUGACAACAUGAAGAGGAAGUGCAAGUGUCAUGGCACAUCAGGCAGCUGUCAGUUCAAGACCUGCUGGCAUGUGUCUCCAGAGUUCCGGGUUGUGGGUUCUCUACUCAAGGAAAAGUUCCUGUCAGCCAUCUUUGUCAACUCUCAGAACAAGAACAAUGGGGUUUUCAACCCUCGAACAGGAAACAGCGCCAGCGGGAGCACAGGGGGACUCAACGGAGGCCGCCGUCGAACCAUGUCCAGGGAGCUGGUGUACUUUGAGAAGUCUCCUGAUUUCUGUGAGCGUGAUGCGUCCUUAGACUCUCCGGGUACACAAGGACGCAUCUGCAACAAAACCAGCUACAGCACAGACAGCUGCGGCUCGCUGUGCUGCGGCCGGGGACACAACAUCCUGAAACAGACACGCAGCGAGCGCUGCAAUUGCAGGUUCCACUGGUGUUGCUACGUGCUGUGCGAGGAGUGUCGUCUCACAGAGUGGGUCAAUGUGUGCAAGUAGAUUCCAGUUCUCCCAGUUGCCUUUACCCAUCCAGAACUCAAGAUGGCGAGCCUGUCCCUUCGCCCACUCCUUUUGUUCGAGCGUUUGUUUUGCUCCUUGUGUAAGUGUCCCAAAAAUCAGUUUAUACCCCCCCUUUCCUUUUUUUUUUUUGUCCAUCAUCUGGGAUCUAUUUUCUUUUUGUAGCCGCUGUUAUUCUCAAAAUGCCAAGUCAGAGAUUGAAGAGGUGACUCAUGUCAUUUGUCUUGCCAUGGUCUGUUUAGACCAUGCCCUCUCAGCCAUGAAAACAGCCUAUACCCAAUCUUUUCUUUCCCACAAAACAAAGAAGUGCAACAGCAGAGAAGCAUUUCUAUUUCAAUGUCUACAUGCUGACUCAUUCAUUGUAUAGUAGCUGUGCUUUUUAAUGUGUUCAUGUAUAUUUGUAAAUGUAUUAUUAUUAAUAUUAUUAUUGUGUUGGAGCCUGUCUCUUUGGUUCCAGUUACUGACAGACUCGUGCUGUUAGACAACCAAGUCUUAUCCCAAUUUAUCUUACAUUUAACUGGGCUCUUCUAAUGAUCUCCAAGAUAUUUUUGUAUUUUGCACUUGUGACACGGACAGAGGAACAGUACUUAUAGUACUUAAAUCUUGGGUUUUACUAAUAGAAGAAGACAGAUAGGGGACGGUGUUUUUUGUGGUUUAUGAAGGACUGAUAUAUAAGGACAGAAAGCACAUAAGCUUAUUCAACUUGUAUAAUUGUAAAACUCCAGAUGGUGAAGAUUUGGAGACAAAGUCAGUCCUUGAAUUUCUUAUGCUGAACAACUAAUCAUUCUGAUUCAUUUAAACCAUUGUAGCAAUAGUAAUUUCACGGGAAUGGUCACUAGUGGUGAUGUUUUUCAUGAAUGUAACUGUGAUGUGUGUCACCUUUCCUUGAAAUCAUGACUCAAUUAUUUUAUUCUG